AUGGCGCCGGACGCACGGGCCACAUACGCCUUAAGAAAGGCCGACGUUGACAAGAUCCUCACUCACAGGAAAUAUAAUGGUGUUGAGCAAUAUCUGAUCCGUUGGACUCGCUCGCCGGCACGUCGUGGCAGCUCGUCACGUGCUGUAUGCUCGUGGCAUUCCGGUGCGGAACUUCGUCGAUGUCUUCACUUGGUGCAGACAUAUGUUGAGUCAAGACCACGGCGCAGCGCAUCUGAACUUAAUCGCAAACAAGAAAGCUUGGCUACUGGCAGCAAGAAGCGCAAAUCACCUAUCAUCGACGUUGUCACAUCAGGAGACUCAAUAUCCAGCGGUGGACUUCUCACACCACAGGAUUCGCACAAAGAUCGAUCACGAUCACAUUCGGUCAUUUCCAUCGACUCGUCCUCAGAAGUGGCAGAAGAGCCCUCCGUGUACAAUGGUGUUCUUUCCAAGAAAGCAGGCAAUAUCUUGGCCAAGGCAUCGGACAAUCACGCCUCUGUCGAUGCGAGGACGUUACCCACGCCUGCUAUGCUGCAAGUUGCUAUCAGGACACCAGUUCCCGCCACGGAGCGAUUGAUACAGCAAGCCUUCAUCGACAAACUCAAACCGCUCCAGAAUGUCGAUCUUGAGAACACUGUCGAUACCUCAGCUCCGUCACUGAAUUACACUUUCGUAAGGGACUACGCUUUGGGCGAAGGYGUUACUGCUAUAGACAAGGAAACACAGGUUGGCUGCUCGCAAUGUAGACCCGACAUGGGUCAGAACAUUGGGUGUGAGUACACCCAGAAAUGCGACUGUCUCGAGUUUGCCGCUGUCGAUGAGCAGGCCCUCCAGUCGAGGAAUCCGCAAGGUUACCAAGAGUAUCUUCUUACCAAGAAGCACGACGGAGAAAUGAGAGCGAGCUGGCCCAAGCGAUUCCCAUACYCCAGACCAGGUCCACGGCCACAGACGCUAGCGGCCCACUAUCGGGAGACACGCAAUCCAAUCUAUGAGUGCAACGAGAACUGCAGAUGUGGACCGGGCUGCAAGAGCAGAUUGGUCCAAAAAGGUCGCAAAGUUCCACUUACCAUUUUCAAGACCAAAAACCGUGGAUGGGGGGUGAAAUCCUCAGAGGACUUGAUCAAGGGAGAGUAUAUCGACACUUACCUUGGCGAGGUGAUCACCAACGAGGAGGCCGACCGCCGAGGUGACGACGCAUCGAAAGAGAAAGCUUCUUAUCUGUAUAACUUGGACAAGUUCGUCGGCGACCCCUUUGAAGGACGGGUACUGACGCCUGAGGACUGCUACGUGGUUGAUGGGCAACACAUGGGAGGCCCAACCCGCUUUAUGAACCAUUCUUGCGAGCCUAACUGUAGGCAGUAUACUGUGUCUUACAACAAGUACGAUCUCCGGCUGUUCACCCUGGCGUUCUUCGCCUACGAAGACAUACCGGCUGGAGAAGAACUCACGUWCGACUAUUUGGACCAGGAUGAAGAGGAGAUGGAAGAUGCGGUUCAGAGGAGAAACGAGGCCUUGAACGACCCGGAAAAUGUCGACAAAGUGAAGUGCAAUUGUGGAUCUGCGAAGUGCAGAGGGAUCUUGUGGUCUUGA
Molecule: messenger RNA, 1590 nt
Organism: Ramularia collo-cygni
Lineage: Eukaryota; Fungi; Ascomycota; Dothideomycetes; Mycosphaerellales; Mycosphaerellaceae
Exons: 2
Coding region: 1-1590 (529 amino acids)
Cellular component (GO): nucleus
Molecular function (GO): zinc ion binding; protein binding; histone methyltransferase activity
Source: RefSeq, a predicted model, not a curated record